Messenger RNA from Cryptosporidium muris RN66, 1425 nucleotides. RefSeq lists its product as uncharacterized. NCBI's taxonomy places the organism in Eukaryota, Apicomplexa, Conoidasida, Eucoccidiorida, Cryptosporidiidae. Bases 1 to 1425 code for a protein of 474 amino acids. The record is from RefSeq and is a predicted model, not a curated record. The transcript has a single exon.
AUGGGGAAUAAAAAAAAGAGAUAUUUGAAUAUUAUUCUAAGUAGAAAAUAUCUAUUAAUAUAUAUAAUAUAUUUUUUUAUUUUAAUAAAUAUAAAAGAUAGUAAAGGAAUAAAAAUAAAAAGUUUCUUUUUUAGUGGAUGGGAUGAUAAAAAAGUACAAGAUAAUAAUACUACUGAACCAGAUAAACCUAAUCCUAUACAAUCUGCUGGUCAAGAUACUGGUGGUGCUAUACCUGCAUCACCUGUUUCAACAUCAGCUAAUACAGGUUCAACCUCUAUUCCAAAUAACAAUGGAUCUCCACUACCAGGAUUACCUCCAUUUAUUCCUCCACCUUCACCUUCAAAUAAUCAAAAUAUAGUUUCACAUCCUCAAAAUGAAGUUUUAGAUGCUUCAAAACAACUUGAAAUUGAACAAGCUAAAUCAAUUACUGAAUGUUGUCAUAAAGCAAUAUAUGGUACAUCUAAAAAUAAAUCUGAUAUAACAGAAUCCAUAAUAGAGGCUGCAUCAAAUGUAAAACCAGGUGGUACUGUAACUUUAAAACCAAUAGUUGAAACACCAACACCAGCAGAUAAUUCAAAUAAACCAAAUUUGGUGACAAAUAAAGUACAAAAUGCAAUACCAUCUCCAAUAGGUAAUAUUUCAAUACCAAAUUCAGGAAAUUCCAAUACUAUUUCAUUUCCUAAUGGAGCAACAUUUUUACCAUUAGUCUUAGAUGCAACAAGUGGGCAAUAUGGUGUAGAAUUUAAGACAAUGGAUUUACUUAUAAAGGGUAAAGAUGAAAAAGUAAAACCAUUUGAUAUGUUAAUCCCAUUUGUUAGUGAAAAUGGGAAAAUUAAAUUUGUUACUAGGCGUAGACUUAGGCAAUUAGUAAAAUCAGGUCUUUCUAAAGGAUUAGAAGCAUCGAAUGAGAAAUUAGAUGAUGAAAAAUCACUAAUUACAGAUCUAAAUAAAGAAGAAGUUAAUCAAAAUAAUGAUAAAAAUGAAGGUAAUAAAGGAAAUGAUGAAAAAGAAGAUAAACAAAGUGUAAAAGAUAAUGAAAAAGAUGAUGAAAAAGUUAAUGAAAAAGAUAAUGAAAAAGAAGAUAAAAAAAAGGAUGAAAAUACAAAUACUAUAACAUCCAGUAUAGAAGAGGCUGAAAGUGGAGCUAAAAGUUUACUUCAGGAAGCAGAAACAAUUUUAACUGGUGGAAGUUUAUUUGAAACAUCUUCUAAUAAAUCUAAUAUAUCUCCAGAUAACAAAGAAGCUGAAGAUGAAGAUGAAGAUAAAUCUCAAGUAAGUGAAGAAGAAGAGGAAGGAGAUGAAGAUUCUCCCUUAUCAAAUAGCACUUCUAAUAAUUCUUCUGAAUUAUCAUCAUCUGGAGAGAAUUCUGACAUUGAAGAUAGUAGUAUUCAGGGUACAGAAGAAGAAAAAGAAGAAGAUAAUUAA